Messenger RNA from Drosophila pseudoobscura, 7274 nucleotides. It is a transcript of the gene msl-1, whose product is annotated as male-specific lethal 1. The transcript has 3 exons. Gene Ontology annotation, cellular component: MSL complex. Gene Ontology annotation, molecular function: chromatin binding. The record is from RefSeq and is a predicted model, not a curated record. The coding region runs from base 434 to 5764 and encodes 1776 amino acids. Lineage: Eukaryota; Metazoa; Arthropoda; Insecta; Diptera; Drosophilidae.
UAUAUAGCAACCCUGCCUUUGGGCUGGCCUGGCAACACCGCGCAAACGCCAUACUUCAAGGCAUUUUUCGGGCGAAGUUUCAUAAAUUUCCGCAUAAUUGUGAAAAACGCGAUGAAAAACAUGUAAAGCGUGACGAAAACAAGUAACCCAACUAUCCAGCCAAAUGGUGUCUCCACGUGCAAUAUUGGGGCAACGUAAAAUACAUUAAAACUGACGCCAAAAACGUUUUUCUGGGGAAAAGCGAUGUGAUUGGGAGAGAAACAAGAACAAAAAAAAUUAAGUGUGGUGGAAAUCAAGAUUUACGCAUUCUACUGUAUCAGCUGCGGCGCUGUCACGGUGUGGCGUGGUGUGGCGGGCGACGAUAAAGCAAUCAAAACAAAAAAUCCAAACUAUGAACUUCGCAUAGAAUUUGUCAGGAGCGCUCACACACGAAAUGGACAAGCGAUUCAAAUGGCCACUCAACCAGAAGGCCAACUACUCGGAUCCACCCUACCAUCAUACGUCGCGUGGCGGCGGUGGCGGCGGCGGUGGUGGUGGUGGUGGUGGCGGCGGUGAUAGAGACUAUUACUACCAGAAAAAACAUCCGCACUCGCAUGCCCACAAGAAUUACUCACGCCCGCAACAUGGCUAUAGCUAUCAGAAGCCCAAUACGGGUAGCAGCUACUACAAGCCCCCGCCACCGCCGUCAGCAGAACCAUCUCUGCCCAGGGUCGGAGGCGGCGCCAUGGCGCCGCCCGCCUCGGGCAACUCUUCGGGCUCGGAUGUGGUCACCCUCAUCGUGGAGAACAACAAUCUGAAGCGUAUGAUUAUGCUUCAUCUGAAUCUGAUGCAGGAGCAGACGGACAGCCUGGCGGCCAAGGAGAAGGAACUGGACGGUCAAACGGACAAGCUGAACGCCGUACUCUCGCAGAACCAAGACCUGAAGCUGGUCAAUGUCCACCUGGAGGCCACCAUCGAGGAGCUACGCAAGCAGCUAAGGAAAAAGAACAGGAGGGGGGGCCCCGACGACGACGACAACAAUGACGAUGACGAUCAUCAACUGCCACCUGCCAUGCAGGAGAAGAUUGUGUGCAAUGCGGAAACACAAACGGAGUUGGUAGCGCAUCAUCUGGCACAGCCGGAGCCGGCUUAUCCUUAUCUACACCAGGCUAAAAGGCAGCCCAGGCUGGUAAGAGAGGAGCCCCAACAUCCCCAUCUAAUGAUUCAAAAACAGCAGGAGCAGGCCCCUCUAAUGAGUGUGGAGCAGCAGCAGCCCCCUCUUCGGAGGCAGGAGCUGCAGCAGCCCACUCAAACGAUUGAGGAGCCACAGCCCCGUCUUGUGAGGCAGGAGCCGCAGCCGCGUCUUAUGAGAGAGGAGCCACAGACCAGGAUGGUGAGGGAAGAACUGCAAACUAGACUUGUAAAGGACAUUCAGCAGCAGCAGUCUAGACUUGCAAGAGAGCAGCAGCAGCCCAGACUUAUAAGAGAGGAACAGCAACAGCAACUGCAGCCCACUCUUAUAAGAGAGGAAAAGCAGCAGCAACAGCAGCAACAGCAGCCCACACUUAUCAGAGAGGAGGAGCAGCAGCAGCAGCCUUGGCCUGUGAGGGAGGAACAGCAGCAGCAGCCCAAGCCUAUAAGGGAACAGCAGCAGCAGGAGCAUCAGCAGGCGGAGGAAAAUCAACCGCCACAGCAUCGUCAGCAGCAGCAGGCGGAGGAAAAUCAACCGCCACAGCAUCGUCAGCAGCAGCAUCAUCAUCUCCAUCAGUCUCCGCACAAAAGCUCUUCCAAAGCGACUCUUGUUACCUCCGUCACGAAUCUGCCGCCGACAAUCAGCACUCCGCCCGUGGAGAGCAAAGCGAGAGGGGAAUACAAUGGCAAGAAGGUUAGCACCAUGUUUCUUCAUCGGGUUAACCAGGACUCCAGCCUCACAUCCUCAGCCCAGCAUCACAUCCCAUCACAUAGCCAGCCGGAGAAGGAGAAGCAGCCGGAAGUGGAAAAGCAGGUGAUCGAAACAAAGGAGGAGGAGCUGCAGAAGGUUAUGGAAACCGAGGAGCUGGCAGAACUGCCGCAGUCCAUCGAAAGGGAGCAGGUGUUGGAACAGCAAGUGGAGACCCAACCCCAGGUGAUGGAAACGGAGGUGGUGGAGCAGCAGCAGGUCAUCGAAACGGAGACGGUGGAACAGCAGCAGGACAUCGAAACGGAGGAGGUUGCAAUGGAUCAGAUGAACCAAAUGGAGGAGGUGGUUAUUGCUGAAGAAAACACCAUUUUCCAUUAUGCCCUACAGCCGGAUGGAAUGAUACUUCUUGAAGCCGAGGAGGAAAUGGGCGUGGAAACCGUAGAGGAGAUUGUACAGACCACAGUGUAUAAUGGCCAUAUCGAGGAUCGACAAUGCUUCGAAAACGAACAGGAGGAGGAUGAUGAUGAUGGUGAUGACGACGAUGAUGAUGAUGAUGAAGAGAGCGACGAUGAGAGCGAAAGCGGAAGUGAAGAUGAGGACGUGGACGAGGAAAGCGAGGACAAUGAUGAGGGGGAGCGGGAGCAUAUCCAGCCUCCACCCUCAAAAACUGAUGUUAACAAUUUAGAUGCCUUGCGCCCAAAUGAAGGCGACGACAGUUGUUGGCAGACAGUCCCUCCGAUGUCACAUGCCAAUCAUCAGAUACACGCCAUGGAAAGUCCGGAGCAUAAGAGCAUGGCGCCAUCAGCCCAUUCAACACCCAAUCACCAGCACAUUACGCAGCGUUACCCACAAAAGGAGCCAUCAGAAACGCGUCAGCUUCUUGAAGUGGAGGAGGACAGCCAGCAGCCGAAACUUGUCAUCGCAGAGCCCUUGGAAAUGGAUGCUGGGGAAAUGGAAGUGCAGACUGUCGAAGUAGAGACUCUCGAAGUGGAGACACUGGAGACAGGUGUGGGUGUGGAAUUGGGAGUGGGCAUGGGCAUAGAGACGGUGGAAGUACAGACUGUGGAAGUUCACACGGAGGAGACCGUUGUAGAGCAAGCCGGCAUGGAAAUUGAAAUCAAAACAGAGGAGGUCACAACCACGACAAUCAGCAAGCAUGUCCUGCCCAAAACAUCUGCUAGCAAUCCUCAGGCUCCCGCUCCUGUUGCUACUCCUGUUCCUGCUCUGCCCAAGGCUAACCGCUCCGCUGUCGUGGAACCUAAACACAAGACCAAUUCUGCUAUCGUUGAAGUUCCAACUAAGGAAGAGUCUGUUAUAGUACCAGCUCCAGUCAAGGAAGAAUCUGUUUUAGCAGAAGCUGCUGUGCCUACGGAAAAGUCUACUGUUUUAGCAGAAGCUGCUGUGCCUACGGAAAAGUCUACUGUUGAAGCCGCAGAUGCACCCAAGGAACUGUCUGUUGUUGAAGCGACUUCAUCCAUGGAAAAAUCCACUAUUGAAGAAACGACUGUACCGAAGGAAAAACCCACUGUUUUAGCCACUUCAUCAAACGAAAAGUCCACUGCUGAGGAAACGUCUGCUCCCAAGGAAAAGUCUACUAUUGAAGCGACUGUACCCACGGUAAAGUCCGUUUCUGUAGGAGCUGAACCCAAGGAUAAGUCCGCUGUUGUAUCGGCUCUAUCAAAGGAAAAGUCUGUUGUUGUAGAAGCUCCACCGAAAGCAAAUUGCAGUGUCGAAGUAUCUUCGAGCAAGGAAAAGCCCACUGUCGUGGUGGCCCCGCUCAAGGAAAAGUCGGUUGUUGUAGAAGCUCCUCCAACCAAGGCAAACUCCGCUGUUGUAGCAUCUCCAACAAAGGCGAACUCCACGGUCGCAGCAGUUCCACCCAAGGAAAAGCCAGCUGUGGUAGACGCUCUUUCAACAAAACCAAAUUCUUCUUUGGUUGAAAAAGACACCAAGGUAAACCGUUCUAAAUCUAAGGAAGAGUCAUCCGAUAAGAAGGUGGACAGGGCAACAAAGGAGGCGACGGGGACUAAACUGAUUCUCAAAGUGCCGGCGGGUCAUUCAUCUCGUGUUGGAGGCCAUGCCAAGGCAAACUCCACUGCGGUGACGGCUUUUCACAAGGAGAAGUCCACUAUUGUGGCGGCGGGAACCCUCUGUCUGCCUACGACAAAGACCCAGGCUGCUGUUGCAGAGACUCAAACCAAGGAGAAGUCUUCUGUAGCAGCUGUACCAAAGGAAAAUUCCGUUUUGGCAGGAGCUUUACCCAAGGAAAAAUCCCUGGUCGAAACUCUGCAGAAGGAAAAAUCCGUUGAGAAGACUAAGCACAAGGGAAACGCUGCAGCUCCCGCACCAGUGGCUGGUCUUCUCAAGGCCAAGGCCUCUGAACCGGAGAAACCGGAGGCAGCGAAAAUAGAAGUAGCAGCAGAAGAGGAUCUUCCCGCUCGAUUUGAAGCUCUAAAUAGUGUAAAAUCUGCUGCCGUGGUCCAACCAGAGUUCAAAAAGAAAAAGAAGAAACGGAGUAAGAGCAAGAGCAAGAGCAAGAGUCCCUCAAAGAGCGAAUCAAUACAGCACGAUAAGAAGAUGCCACACGUGGCCAAUCAUCAGUCAUUGCCCAAGAAACGCCCCCACAACCUCAUACAAGACAUAGAAGGAGACAAGGCAGAGCUCUCUGAAGCGGGGGCACCGCCAAUGAAGAAACAAAAACGUCUGCAGGUGAAGCUCAAGCAGCAUGGACUCUCCAAUGACAGGAAAUUCCAUGAUUCCUCCUUCCUGAAGAACAACAACAAAUUGGACAAGGAGAAGGAGGUGGCCCGUUUGGAGGAGGAAAUGCGUCGCAAACUUCAGGAGCAUCUGAAAAAGGAGCAGAGGCGACUGAGUCAACAGCCGGUGGUGCUGCUCAAGAAACCCCCCAAGGAUAACAGCUCCAACACAAGUUUGAUCUAUCCCCCGAUAGCGCAUGCAUCAACUUCAAUGUCACCCACACCACCCUCAUCACCAUUAUCACCAGCGUCUGAAACGACGCCACCAGGAACGCCGUCAACGACGCCACCGCCCUCGACCGCAAAUCUGAUAGUAGACACCUCCGAAGAGACGGAAACAAAGGCAGACGAUAAAUCGAUGAUAGUAAUUGCGGCACCCCUGACACCCCAGUCGAUGAGCAGCAACAGCAGCAGCAGCACAACUUCUAGCACCGGCGCCAGCGCAUCCCGAACGAUCGUCCAAAACUAUGCUCACAAAUCCACAUCCAGAUAUCGCACUGUCCUGUUUCCGUAUACGACACGCUCUUGGGAGGAUCAGGAGUUCCAUCGCGAUAACGAGUUCUUCGAUGAGGAAGCCGACGAACUGCUGUCGGAUCAUCCGAGCUUGGAGAUACCCAAAUGGCGGGAUACACCCAUACCGCCCAGCACCGACAACAAGGACAUUGAGAGCCUGACGGAUGAAGAUUUUGUGAAGCGUCACGAAAAGUAUGUAAAGGACGAGAUCGAAAGGAAGCGCCGCGAUGCCCGCUACAUGAGGGAGCAGAUGAGGAGCGAGGCUCUGCGGCAGCGCCACAAUCAGGAUGAGGUGUUGGUCAAACUCGAUCCCCUGCCCACGUCCACCUUCUACCCCCUGCCCGAGGACAUUGAAGGCGUACAAAUUGUCACGGAAAUACCUGUGCAGGCGUUCGGUGAAAAUGUGGUCAACAUGGAGGCGAGAUCUGAUUUCAGCCUGCCCUGGCUGGACUCGGUGAAAGCACUGACAGCCAUUGCCCGGGCGAAGGCUGAGGCAGUGCCGGUGGCCACGUUAGCUAGCAAAAAGAUACCUCUCACCGCAGCCGAAUCCAGGCAUCAGGAGAUGAACUCUUCGUAUGUGUUCCUCAAGCGGCGCAAGCGGCAAAGAAAGCGUUAGCUGGGCAGAGGACUCUUCGUGAGCUGAGAAGUAGCAGUGGCGUGCCAAAGGUGGAUAAUGGUGGCUUCAUUAACCAAUGACGUUGCCUAUGUAAUACACAUUAAUUAUUAUUCCUUAAUUUUUUUUUGCGCUAUUUUUAAAUCUUAUUUAGGUUAUUGAAAUAUUAAGGAAAAACAUUAGUUUUUAGGUUCUGGCCCUGCAAUCUAUGCCUCAAGGAAUUCUAAAGAGUUUCCACGCUAGAUUGUGUCUGCCCUCACGACGUAAUCCUAUAUAAUAUUUUAAUGAUAGAUGAUUAAUCCCAUAAACAGUCGCUUAGUUUGAUCGGGUUCCAACAUCUCAGCUUUAUCAACAUUUCGCAAGUGAUAAACCCACAGAAAGGACAUGCUCUGGUCUCUAAUUUUGGCAUAAAAACAAAAUGAAAUUUUUAGACUUUUUAAAUUUAAAAACCAAUUUUUUUUCUUAGAUCGUAAUCGCAACAAUUUUAUCCCUGUAUUUAUAUGUUUUAUUGUGUGUGCGUCUGAGUGUUGAUAAGAGCUUUUUUAUACAUUCAGGUAUAUCUCUGAUUACUAUCUUGAUUAUUAUUGUAAAUGUCUAAUUUUGGCAUAAAAACAAAAUGACAUUUAUAGACUUUAAAUUUUUAAACCAAUUUUUUUUUCAUAGAUCAUAAUUGUAACAAUUUUUUCCCUUUAUUUAUAUGUUUUAUUGUGUGUGCGUCUGUGUGCUCAGGUAUAUGUCUGAUUAUUAUCUUUGACUUUUAUUGUAAAUUUAUACGCCCCCCACUCCCCUCUUUUUUUUUACUUUUUUUUUUUGAGCGUGUGUAAAAAUUGUGUUAAGCUUAAAGUUAUCUUUAACGUAUUGUUUUUUUACUUUAUUAACUUCUUUUUAGUUAAAACAAAAAAAAAACACCUUAAUAUAUACAAAAAUAAAUAAAACUUGAUUUUCAAGCUGUAAAAAACAUGUUUAAGCAACAACAAGUAGCGUCGCAGUCCCCACCAUAUAUACCAUUUGUUCAAGACGUCUUCUGUUUGAUGAGUUUACCAUUUGGCAACGAGAUAAGAAAGGAAGAGGAGCAUCAAUAAUCAUGCCUACAGCUUGUGCAAAGCAGAUCCCGCAGCGGCACUGCACUUUUGUACAUUUCAGUAGGUGUUAAGCGAGAAAGGAGAGAUAUUUGUAAUUAUAGCGUUAAGUAGAUGCCAGAUCAAUGGAUAUAUAUUUAGAAUUAGAUAGUCGCCAGGGGGAGGAACAAAUUGUAUAUUGGCAGGAAGAACGAACUUUGUUCAAACAUAUUUUUACACGAAUACGAUCCAAAAUGUAAUUAGCGUUAAUUAGUUCAAUUCAACUGAAAAUCGAUUGGAAAUAUGUAAUUGCCACGUCUCUAGAGAACCCAAAACUAACGAAACACCUAAAUCUAAGCAAUAUGUACUACAUACGAUGUAUUUGUAUUUGUUUAACAAGUUUUAUUGUAAAGAUUAUGAUGAUAAUAAUAUAUCGGAUAAAAGUAAUAUUUAAA